Messenger RNA from Portunus trituberculatus (swimming crab), 3768 nucleotides. Its product is annotated as cell adhesion molecule 1-like. The coding region runs from base 547 to 1446 and encodes 299 amino acids. The record is from RefSeq and is a predicted model, not a curated record. The transcript has 8 exons. Lineage: Eukaryota; Metazoa; Arthropoda; Malacostraca; Decapoda; Portunidae.
CGGUCAGUCUGAGGGCGGCAGAGGUCGGGGGAACACGCUGCCUCCUCUGCUCUUGUUGUCCCCUCUCUUGCUUCAUUGGGGUUAGGUGCACUGGAUAAUUUGCAAUGCUCAAUUUUGAACUCUGAAAUGGCUGAGUAUAGGUGAAAUCAGCCAUACAUUGAAAGAGAAAGGAAAAGAAAAAGUAACGUGUGGAUUUUGAUAGUAAAUCCUGAAACAGAUAUACAUAACUUGCAGAAAAGGAAAAAAUGCGAAGAUAAAUGAUCGAACAGACGAUAAAAGUGAACAAGACCAAAAAUAAUCGUGAAGAAAAGCCUGCAAUUUAUAGUGAGCAGUAAAGUUAGAGGAAAUAUAUCUAAGUGCCGUGAUAUUCAGCAAUAAAUUAUGAAAAGAAGAGAAAAGAACUGCAGGGAUUAACGAUUUCGUGCUAACAGAGAAACGAGAGGUGUAGUGAAGCCAACGAGAAGCCGGAUACGAUGCAGUGGCGACGGUAAGACAACCACCACCACCACCACCACCACCACCAUCACCACCGCUACUGCUACCACAAUGAGGCUGUUUUUCUAUCUCACUUCGCCAGAGAGAUCGCCACUACUGCUCCUGCUUCUCUCGGCUCUUCUGGGCUGCAGUGGGGGCGUGGAGGCGCUCAAACUCGAAUCCAUCAUAGUCCCCGCCCACCAGGUCACGGGGAAGGCGGUGGAGCUGGACUGCAACUACGAUCUGCAGGGCGAUCCGCUGUACUCCGUCACGUGGUACAGGGGCCAGGACGAGUUUUACAGGUACACGCCGGGCGACAGGAACCCUGUGGACAUCUUUGAGCUCCCCGGCGUGGCUGUAGAUACCUCCCUGAGCGACCAAAGGAAAGUCACGCUGCGGCCCGUCAGUCUUCUCUCCUCCGGCAAGUAUCGCUGUGAAGUGUCCGCCGAUGCUCCCUCCUUCCACACGGAGUCCAAGAGUGCAGAGAUGCUGGUGGUGGACCUGCCGGACCGCGUGCCCACCAUCACGGGAGGGCGUUCGAGGUACCAUGUGGGGGACGAGGUGCACGUGAACUGUACCUCGCUGCGCUCCCGUCCCGCCGCCUCCCUCAUGUGGUACAUCAACGACAACCAGGCCGCCACGGAGAACUUGGUGGAGUACACGCCGGUGAAUGACUCUGACGGUUUGGAAACAUCCCGCCUCGGCCUGCGCUUCGUUGUGGGGCCCCGGCACUUCCCAACAGGAGAGCUGCGCCUUAAAUGCACCGCCACCAUCGCCGCCGUGUACUGGCAGAGCUCAGAGGAGUCAGCAGAGGGGCAGCUGCAGCAGACCGGCUCAGUCCUGGAAAGUAAAGGUAUCUACGCAGGAGGAAGCAGCAGCAGCCGUCAGUCUUGGGCCUCCUGCCUCCCCGUGUUCCUGGCCCUGACCUUACAUCUGCUCACCAACCUCUGCUCCCAAGCCUCCCUUCACUAGCACAAUGACCUCGCAUAGCUCAGCCUCAGGACAGGUCACAAGGGACGCCGCCGAGAGGACUAAAGUGCCCCAGGCCGCGACCCUCGAAUGCUCAACCUUCCAUUGUGAAGUGAAAGGGGUUGCGGUGAUAUCCUUGCCCCAGGAGCGCCCGCCACCGUCAGCGCCACCGUCAGCGAGGCCCAGAGAGAGCCAGCGCUGGGUUUGACUUAAUAUUGUUGUGUUUUAUAUUAGGGUAUAUUUACUAGAUUACCUUCCCUCUCCUCUCAGCGCUACUUCUCCCGCACCUCUUUUUCUUCUUCUUCUUCUUCUUCUCGUUAGUUGAGGCAAUGAAGCUUCUAUUCUGUCAGUUCCUCUCCCUCCUCUCACUUCUCCCUCCCAGCUUCUCUCUCUCAUUCUCUCCUUUCCCUCAUCCAUUUCUUCCUCUUUCCAAUUGCCCCUCCUACUACCCGUGCCUCUCCCUCUCACUCUCUUCCUCUCACAGUCUCUCUUUCCUCCCACUUCUCUUACAGUCCAUCUUUCUUUCCUCGCGAGUCUCUCUCACACUUACCCCCUCCACCGCUCUCCCCCUCUCCCAUUCCUCUUUCCCCACAUACAACUGCGGCGGGCAAUAGUGAAAUGAAUAAAAUGUUCAUAUCAGAUUUUAGUGUUCGGGUGGAAAAAAAAGUUUGUUGUAUGAAUAUGAAUCGUAUAAUAACUAUAUUUUGAAGACUGCACUAUUUAUAUAUGUACUACUACUACCUAUUAUUAUUAUUAUUAUACUACGUGUCACUCUUGAUUGUAGCAGCCACCAAAUAGUCCUGUUUUAUAAUAUCUCGUACGACAUUCAACUAUCUCGAGUAACUAACGCACUACUAUGUCUGUCUGUCUGUCUGUCUCUCUUCUAACUCUAUGACUGCUCAGAAAAAAAACGUCACUUAUUGUUUUUGUUCUUAAUUAUGUGCAAAGCGAUGGUGUAACAGAUCAACAAGUCUUUUUAAUGUCUCUUAUAUAGGAAGUUUAAAUGUUCUCUAAGCAAAUUUUUGAAGCAAUGAAGCCAAAGCGGUCAAAGAGUUAUUCUAUCGCCCUUCGUAUCAGUGUCUUGCCGCCUCCCGCUCAUCCCGCUGCCUUCCCGGCGUGUGGUAGGCGGGAGGAAGGCUGCCAUGCACAACUCUCGCCUUCACGUCUCGCACCAAGCACCGGAUCCCUUGGUAAUUCCCUCAACACGUCCUCUUCUUGAAAAUCCUCUCCCCCUUUUUUUAUAUCCUUGAAAAUGCCUAGAUAAUUCCCGUUCCUUUCCUUGAGAACCAGGUUUAUCCUCUUUAUCCUCGAAAUUCACCAUAUCCCUUCCCCUCCCUCCCUUUUCCUUCCCUCCUAACUCUAAAGAACUUCCCUGCAUCUCUCUCCUCUCUCUUCCUCAGCUCCCCAAAAGAAAGGCACUCUUAUUCUUCCCCUUUAAAAGUUCUAAGAAACUCCCUAAAAUGCACCCCUUUAAUUUCCUCCUCCCCAAACUUUUCUAGACCAGGUCCUGUUACUCUUUCUUCUCCUUUCAUCAUUUCUCAACACCUUCAGACACUUCCUAUCUCCUUUCCAGCAUUCCUAAAACUCUCACCGUACCACCAAUUCCUAUCGCUUCAAGACCCUAAGCACUUCUUUCUUACUCCUAACCCUUCCAAAGACCCGUAAACCUCCCCAAACCAGUGCCCAGUUCCCUUCCCUUAAUAUGUAUAUCAAGAAGCAAAUGGGCCUUCAUGUAGUGGAGAUCAAUCUUUGUACUGUUGGAAUUUUUCGCGCCUGUGUGCCACUUCUUUUUUUUUUUUUCAAUCGUGCGUGUUUGCGUGUGUGUAUGUGCGUGUGUGCGUAUUACGUUAAGUGUUCGUUCGUACGUUACUCAGACUUACGGGGGCGGCAGUGUUUCAGAACCUCCAGUAAAUUGAAAGGUAACACUGUGAUAUCACCCGCCACUCACAAACUCCCACGGACCUACAAAACCCAACCGAACCCAACGCCACAGUCGCUCCUUGUCUCGGGUACCUCAAGGAGUCCUGAAGUUUGUUGCACUGGUGUCCCGCGCGUGGCAAAAUGACUCUUUUUUGUAUUAGACUAGACCAGAAACUUUUUUAUAGCCAGAAAUAUCACUUUUUUCAUUCUCGUCUUAUUCUGGACUUUUUUUUUUUUGCGGAAGGACAAGAGACAAGAAGGUGAGGAGGACUGGGAGUAAAGAGAGGUGUGAGUGAAAAGAGUGAGCGAGUGAGUGAGUGAGUGAGUGGGAAAGAGAGAGACGAGACAGGUAAAGAAGACAGGGGAGAAAGACGAGGCAGGUGCGGAAGAGAAAGAGGUUUGAAA